Molecule: messenger RNA, 1145 nt
Organism: Drosophila mojavensis
Lineage: Eukaryota; Metazoa; Arthropoda; Insecta; Diptera; Drosophilidae
Gene: Cdc42
Product: cdc42 homolog
Exons: 2
Coding region: 165-740 (191 amino acids)
Biological process (GO): small GTPase-mediated signal transduction
Molecular function (GO): GTPase activity; GTP binding
Source: RefSeq, a predicted model, not a curated record
ACAGAUUACUAUUGCUGCAAAGAACGACCACACAAAAGAAAAAUAGUAGUUUUCUAUACGAAUCGACGCCCAACCCAGCCCAAAAAAAUAGCGAAAACUAAACAAAUAUAUCUGCCGAUUUCAAUUUAGAUCAGUUAAAUCGCGUAAAAAAUAACUCGUACGGCAUGCAAACCAUCAAGUGCGUGGUAGUUGGCGAUGGAGCCGUGGGCAAGACCUGUCUGCUUAUAUCGUACACAACCAACAAAUUUCCAUCAGAGUAUGUGCCAACUGUAUUUGACAAUUAUGCGGUGACCGUUAUGAUCGGCGGUGAGCCGUAUACGCUGGGACUCUUCGAUACCGCCGGCCAGGAGGAUUACGAUCGAUUGCGUCCACUGUCAUAUCCACAAACGGACGUCUUUCUUGUCUGCUUCUCGGUGGUCAGUCCCAGUUCCUUUGAGAAUGUCAAAGAGAAGUGGGUGCCCGAGAUAACGCACCAUUGUCAAAAGACGCCGUUCCUGCUGGUUGGCACACAAAUCGAUUUGCGCGACGAGACGAGCACGUUGGAAAAACUGGCCAAGAACAAACAAAAGCCAAUCACAUCCGAGCAGGGCGAGAAGCUGGCCAAGGAGCUGAAGGCAGUCAAAUAUGUUGAAUGCUCGGCCCUCACGCAGAAGGGACUGAAGAAUGUAUUCGAUGAGGCAAUUCUGGCCGCCUUAGAGCCGCCAGAGCCGACCAAGCGGAGGAAAUGCAGGUUCCUCUAAUUUCUUUUGUAUCCAUUCGUUGUUUGUGUGUAUUUUUUUUAAAUGGUUUUUUUUCGGUUGCUUCCCUUUUUUUCUCUGCUUCGCUCUCAAAGGAAUCAAAGAAAGCCCCCAUAUAUAGCUAUAUAUAUAUUUACUCAUAUGUAUGUAUAUAUAUAUAUAUAUAUAUAUAUAUAUUUUUUUUUUUUCCCUAUAUUUUCUUUUUUAAAUUGUUUUUUUUUUCCUUUCUCAAAUUUGCUUUUUAACCAGUGCUCUAUCUAAGCCAAACCUUAAAACUUUUAUUAUAAAACUAUAUAAUUAUUUAUAUAUAUAUAUAUAUAAACAUAUAUAUAUAUUUCGUAUCUAAACUCUCUGUCCCCUCCAUAUUAAGAUAAAAGAGAAAACAAUAAAUAGUAAAAAAAAAAAAAA